This is a messenger RNA of Megalobrama amblycephala (Wuchang bream), 2658 nucleotides long. RefSeq names its product SLAM family member 5-like. The transcript has 5 exons. NCBI's taxonomy places the organism in Eukaryota, Metazoa, Chordata, Actinopteri, Cypriniformes, Xenocyprididae. The record is from RefSeq and is a predicted model, not a curated record. Bases 526 to 1317 code for a protein of 263 amino acids.
ACAGAUCACACCACGUUUCUGAAGAAAAUCGACCGCAGUAGGUUUCAGUUUGACUCAGAGCUGCUAGAGUCAGACCUCAAUAAGACUGGCAAGAAUGUGAGAUGAUUGUGUUUUCAUCCAAUAGUCUCAUUAGAUCAGAGUUUUCACUGAACUACUGGAGAAAAUGUUUCACAUGUUUGCCUUGUUCUGUUUGUGCUGGUGGAGUCUGAUUGGUGAGUUAUUAAUAUAUCUAUAUAUACCUAUCUGUUUAAGAGCAAUAAAGCUUAUUUUUUGCAUUUGCUAUUUUUCCCAGGUAAUUUAAUUCAAGCAGAUGGAUUCAGGUCCAUCUUUCAGUGAGCCCAUAAUGUCCCAUAUAUAAAGCUAAUCUUUUCAUUUUUUAAAUCUCUGUUGUUGUUCCAAUGUUCUUCAAAUCACAUUUGGUUACAAAUUCAAUCCAAUUUCAGACUUUGUAAACAAGAAAGAGCAUUAAUCAGUGACAAAACCUCUUCAUGUUCUCCAGGUGUGUUUGGUGAUUCAGUGUCAGUGAUGGAGGGAGAUUCUGUCACUUUAUACACUGAUCUUACUGAAAUACAUGAAGAUGACGACAUACUGUGGAGAUUUGGAGCUGAAAACUCUCUGAUAGCUGAAAUCAGUAGAGCUGCUGGAAUCUUCUCCAUAUAUGAUGAUGUUCCUGAUGGGAGAUUCAGAGACAGACUGAAGCUGGACGAUCAAACUGGAUCUCUGACCAUCACAAACAUCACAACUGAACAUGCUGGAGUUUAUAAACUACAGAUAAGUGGACUGAAACUGACAUCAAAAACAUUCAGUGUUUCUGUCUAUGCUCUCCUGCCCACUCUUAACAUUACUAGAGACUGUUCAUCUUCAUCAUCAUCAAAUUGUUCAUUGGUGUGUUCAGCUGUGAAUGUGAGUCAUGUGACUCUCUCCUGGUACAAAGGAAACAGUUUAUUGUCCAGCAUCAGUGUGUCUGAUCUCAGCAUCAGUCUCUCUCUACCUCUGGAGGUGGAAUAUCAGGAUAAAAACACCUACAGCUGUGUGCUGAACAAUCCCAUCAGCAACCAAACCAAACAUCUGGAUAUCACUCACCUCUGUCACACAUGUGCAGAUCAAGGCCUACCAUUAUUGUACAUAGUGCUGAUCUCUGCUGGAUCUCUGUUGAUUGUAGCUGUAGCUGUGAUGUGCUGCAUCUGCAGGAGAUGUAGAAAAACAGUCCAGACACAAGAGGAAGACAGAGCUGCUUCAGCAUUGUGUAAACCAACAACACGAACAAAGAAAUCGAAGACGGAGGCCGUGUAUGAAAAUGUUCCCAAAAAACGCUGAUUACUGAAUCUACCAGAAUUGAUGUUCAUACUGGACAACACCUCACACCUUUUAGUUUUCUUCACAUUUAUUCUCAGCCAGGACGUUUUCUUCUGUCUCUGUUUUGUUUAUGAUCUUUGUACUACAUCUUUUGAUUUUGAUCCAUUUUUGCACAUGCUCUGUAGCCUAUUAGUUUUAUUUAGUGGUUCAUAAAUAUCACAGCACUGAAUCUCAAAUAAAUAUUUUUAGUAUAAUAUGGCCUAUAUAUUUCAUUAAAAUAUUGUUCCCAUUUACUGCUCUUUUUUUUUUCUCGUUAGUAUGAUCUGCUGGACAUUUUGUCAGAUAUAUCACAAGCACAUUAUCGCUCUCUAGCGUCCAAAGCAGAAAUUACAUCUCUUUAAGAACAGCGCUAAUUUUACCCGAUACAGUGAGCUAUAAAUAGAUGCUGCUGUGCUUAUAAUGACCUGCAAAAUAACCAAACAGUCACAGGACCAAAACUAAGACACACUGACUUUUCACUGAUCUAGAAAAUCAAUGAUUGAUUUUAGGGUUGAUAUUAUAUAUACAGCAUACUACAAUUUACUAGUAUUUUUUUCAUGUGGGUAAAAGGACAGAAGAAAAAGACGGUAAAUUUACAGUCAUUCCCUCAGCCUAUUACAAACACCAUCACAGCAGUUUAAUAGUUUGAUGUAAUUUAAUGAAAAUAUAAAAUUACAUAGUGCUAUAAAUGUACAUUUUGUUAACUGUGAAAGUCUGUGAAUGCCCUUCAGAGGCUUUUUUUUUUUGUCUCAUUGGAGACGGUAGGUGCACUAAAAUUGAAUCUUUGAGUGUAUUUUUUCCAACAUUUGUUACCAUUACAGGUAAAACAUGAGAAUUAUUGAGUAAGCCAGAUUAUAACUUAACAUGAAUUUUGGAAAACACUUAUCCAGGCCAGGUCACUUCUCAGUUUCUCCAGAAAAAAAGACCAAGGUUAACUCACAUGUGCUUCAAGAGUUAUUUUGCUCAGAUUCACCAAGAUACCAAAGUCUGCAAUCAAGAGCCCGAGAUCUCAAACAUGAACUCAAACUAACUGGACCCUGCAGUGGUUUUCCUCUUUGUGCUAUCUGUACAGAAAUGUGGUUUGAUCUGUUGGGUGGAUAAACAGCUUCUGCUGAAUUUGCUGAAUUUGUCGUCUCAGUGUGUAUCAGUGGUUUGUGAUUGAAGCGUUUCUUAGUUUUCUCUCCUGCUAAUAAGAAGCUCACAAUCUUCCACUUUACACUGAAAUAAACUGCAGUCAAGAGUCAGAGGUCAAACAGGACUGACGCUCACAACACUAAAUAACACAGAUAUCAAAUCCAACACUCAUGCAACAUUUCACUCUAC